Molecule: messenger RNA, 2184 nt
Organism: Neohortaea acidophila
Lineage: Eukaryota; Fungi; Ascomycota; Dothideomycetes; Mycosphaerellales; Teratosphaeriaceae
Product: beta-glucan synthesis-associated protein-domain-containing protein
Exons: 3
Coding region: 1-2184 (727 amino acids)
Biological process (GO): fungal-type cell wall organization; (1->6)-beta-D-glucan biosynthetic process
Cellular component (GO): plasma membrane; endoplasmic reticulum membrane
Molecular function (GO): glucosidase activity
Source: RefSeq, a predicted model, not a curated record
AUGUCAUCGGAUGGCUCGCCGCCCGAUAGACAUGCACCGCCGCAUAUCCGCAUCAAUUCGGGCAGCGAAGAUCUCCUCAACAUGCAAUCACAGCAAGGCAAUUCGCAUUCACGCCCCAACACCUCUCGACAACCCGCAUCACGCUCUCUAAUGCCACAAUCCGCCCCCUCAUCUCGACCUGGCACCGCUCGCCUUGGCGCCACGUCAAGCAGCUCGCUGUACCAGCAGGCCGCCGAGUCCUCCGAGUUGCUCCUACCUCCCCGAAAAGGCAAGCCUCGCCGAUUUCGCGACGAUGACAGUAUACGCUCGCCCACUCCCAAUGGCGCGGGCAGCAGACGGACAUCUUGGUCUUCGGGCUCGGACAAGAGCAGAGACAGCAAUCACCACACCUCCCCCUUCAUCGGCCCCUUUGACGACUCGCGCACUCCGUCAAGAGCGGGCAGUGACGACGAGGGUGUCAACACGCAGACCGUGAGCGAAAAGUACAACAUCAUGCCCUCCGCCGGCCUGUUACUCUUUCCCGAGGAUGUGGAGAAAGACGACUGGCUUCAUACUCCCGAUCCCAACGAUAGAGACAAGCUGGAGUUGAAGGAUUUGUUCAGCAAACGUGGUAUUGUCAACGUCGGUGGAUUGCUGCUCAUCACCCUCGGCAUCUUGGUGCUCUUCAUCGGAUAUCCUAUCUUGACUUUUGUCAAGCCCCUUAUCGAUCCGGUGAAUUCAUGUUCAUCCAACCCCCUCUGCCUAAAUCAAAAAGCCUCGAUUCUAAAGAACGUGCGCACUGGCCUCAUCGACCCCGACACGCCAUCCAGCGCGAGAUCACGGACAAGCUCGACGGGUGGCACGCAGAAUCUCGUCUUCAGCGACGAGUUCAACACCCCCGGCCGCACCUUCUACGAUGGUGAUGACGCUUUCUGGCAGGGCGUCGACUUGUGGUAUGGCGCGACGCAAGACAUCGAGUAUUACGACCCCGAUGCGAUCACCACCGCCGACGGCUACUUGGCCAUUCGCUUCGAUGCCUUCCAGAACCACGAUCUCAACUACCGAUCUGGCAUGUUGCAAUCCUGGAACAAGCUGUGCUUCAAGGGCGGCUACAUGGAAGCAUCCAUCUCUCUCCCCGGCCGAGGUGAUACCAGCGGCUUCUGGCCCGGUUUCUGGGCCAUGGGCAACCUUGGUCGACCCGGUUACCUGGCCACGACAGAGGGCAUGUGGCCAUACAGCUACCAUGACGAAUGUGACGCUGGCAUUACCCCUAAUCAGUCCGAUCCCAGCGGCGUGAGCAGCUUGCCAGGCAUGAGACUCCCAGCCUGUGUAUGCGAGGGCCAAGACGGCCUCACUGCCGGAACCAGUCGCAGCGCCCCCGAAAUCGAUGCCAUCGAGGCCACGGUCACAUACCUCACGCCACCAGCCUUCGACGCCAUCGGCUCAGCAUCGCAAUCCUUCCAAAUGGCGCCCUUUGACGUCUUCUGGCGACCAAACACCGAGUUCAUCGAGAUUUACGACCGUUCCGUGUCCAGCGCCAACCCCUACCAGGGCGGCCCUCUUCAACAAGCCCUCUCGGGCCUAACGAACCUCAACAACGACUGGUACGACGGCCAGGCCUACCAAUCCUACGGCUUCGAGUACGAACCCGGCGACAGUGGUUACGUAACCUGGUACGUGGGCGGUGACACGACCUGGACAAUCGAUGCACGCGCCAUCGGCCCCAACGGCAACGUCGGGCAGCGCGUCAUGCCGGAGGAACCCAUGAGCAUGAUUGUGAACUUCGGCAUGGCAUCGAACUUCGCGCCUUUGAAUUUCACCGGUCUCGCGCCCCUUUUCCCCGCCACCAUGCGCAUCGACUAUGUCCGCAUCUACCAGGACGACGACGGAGAAAUCGGGUGUGACCCGGACGGCUACGAGACGACCGAGUACAUUGCGAACCACCCCAAGGCGUACCUGAACCCUAACAUGACUAGCUGGGCUUCCACCGGCUACUCGUGGCCCUCCAACUCGUACAUGGACGGCUGCCAGGCAGCGUCGAGCAGCAGCUCCAAGGCCCGCAAAGCGAAGCGAUCGGAGCAGAGGCUGCGGAAGAGGGAGCUGCGCGACAAGCGCUCGCUCGCCACCACCUCGCCUUCCUCGCUUUCGUCUACUGCUUCCGCUUUAUUACGCAAACCCGUGGACUGGGUUCGGAAUCGUCUUUAG